Funneliformis mosseae is the source of this 179-nucleotide messenger RNA. Lineage: Eukaryota; Fungi; Glomeromycota; Glomeromycetes; Glomerales; Glomeraceae. The record is from the annotation of a GenBank genome assembly.
ACUUGGAUUUACCUGGUACUUCUGAUAUCCCUUCGUCAGAAUCAUCCACAAGUUCGCAUCCUAUCCCUAAUAAUCCAGUCUUAUCAGAACAAAAUGCUAAAAUAAAAGCAUCUGAAAUAGAUAUACAGCCUUUGAUACAAGAAUUGCUUAUAGAAUCUUCAGAAGAAGAUUGUGUUAAG